Molecule: messenger RNA, 157 nt
Organism: Haemonchus placei
Lineage: Eukaryota; Metazoa; Nematoda; Chromadorea; Rhabditida; Trichostrongylidae
Source: the annotation of a GenBank genome assembly
UUACGCUCGUCCUCGCACUUUAUCGUCUUCCACAACUUCCCUUGACAUUGUUGAUUCCUUUGAUGGAAGCCGUGAUGGGCCACGUCUAGCUGAUUUAGCAUUGGCCUUCAGAAGACGUUGCAGUAAAUCUUCAGCUUCUUCCACUGUCAUGAAGUGA